CAAACUCCGAGUCGGCAACGCGACACACAUAAUUUUAUGACCUGCAUCACGACCCGAUUCAUAAACAACGAAGAUGCCUCGGGUAGCUCAAGUUCCUCGCGCCAGCGUCAGUAGUCGAACAACUUCCGGUUCUUCUGGAUCUCCUUUUAAGUCUCCAUUAAAGAUCCCGCUAAACGACGACGCACAAGAGAGAAAAGGGCGACUUCAUUCAAGGCGAGCCCUUCACGAAAGACAGAUUAACGACCUGCAGGCGGCUGCGGCGACGCCUGCGAAGAAAAGGCUGGCUGAUAUCGAUAAUGGGUCUCCCCGCUCGAAUCCGCGCACGCCGCGACGCGCUGGGGAUGACGAUGACGACGUCUAUGUGGCCGGCACCAACACCGGUGUGACGCCUAUGAAGCGCAUGCCUAUCCUAGCCAAUUUCGAAGAAUGGAUGAAAAUGGCCACCGACAACAAGAUCAAUGCUACCAACUCUUGGAACUUCGCGCUUAUCGACUAUUUCCACGACAUGUCGCUGCUAAAGGAUGGAGAUGGUGUCAAUUUCCAGAGAGCCAGUUGUACCCUAGACGGGUGUGUCAAGAUUUAUACCAGCAGAGUGGAUAGCGUAGCAACAGAAACAGGUAAAUUACUUAGCGGCCUCGCGGAUAGUAAUUCCAAGAAGAAAGAUAGGGAUGGCGAUCAAGAUGGCGAGGAUAGUGAAGAGGAAGUCGACGAAGAUGGGAACGUAAUCAAGAAGAAAACCAAGAAAAGACAACGAUCCUCAGAAACUACUCUUGUACCAUCCUUUGCUUCCUUACAGCUCAAAAAGUUCGAAUUGGAAUUCGGAGUGGACCCAUUAUUCAAGAAGGCUUCGGCAGAUUUCGACGAAGGUGGCGCCAAAGGUCUUCUACUAAACCACCUUAUGAUCGACGGCCAAGGUCGCAUUGUCUUUGACAGCAGUGAUGAUGCCAACGAUGCUUCUGCAGAGGGUAGUAAACCUCGACGGAGAGAAGAUGCCACAGCCGAAGAAGAGGAUGAAGAAGUAGAUGACCGGUCGGAAGCAACUAUCACGGAGCAACCUGCGCAAGAAGAGGAUGGCGUAGAGAUCGAUAUUGGCGCCCUCGGUGCCAAAUUCUUCCCGGACCUUAGCAGGUUAGACGAACAAGAUAUCUGCCCGUCAUUAAAGACUUUCGAACUCGGCAAUCCGUCGGGCUCGAUGGAAUUACCUUUCCUGCGUGCUUCGGAGAACGACGACGAUGACGAAGACCUUAGCGGAACUAAUGCUAGUGGCGACAAAUCCGGCAUGUUCAUCGACGAUGAUAACCCUGCCGGUUUUGAUGACAUGACCGCCAUGGGAGGCUUUGAUAUCGCCGAGGUCGCGUUCGGUGAGGGCGGAGAGGCAUGGGCGCGAGAAGCUGCACUAGAACCUCAGAUGCGGCCUUACACUGUUGGGCCUGACGAUGGUAUGCCUGGGGUAGACGGAGUUGAUGGCGUUGAGGACGACAACGGCGACUAUAUUAUCUCUAUGAAGCACGCCAAGAGCGGAGAUCAGAUGCACGAAGAUAUCCUAGGCUACUUCGACCAAGCUCUUCAGAAGAACUGGGCCGGCCCAGAACACUGGAGGAUACGGAAAAUCAAGGAUGCCAACAAGCCGGAGACGACCACCCGUCAACGAAAAGAGAAAGAGAUUUUCGAGAUAGAUUUCAAAUCUCCCCUAGACCAGAAACUAGCCGACACCAUUUUUACGCAGGCGGCAAGCAACUCCGCCAUAUCCAUGCCCAAGAAAGACUGGAAAUCCAAGACCCGAAACCUUCUCCCCGACGACAAACACUUUAACUCGACGCAGUUACUAAGUCUCUUCCUAAAGCCGAAGGCUCGGAUGAGCCGUCGGAACCGUUUCGGAAACAAGGGCGGGUUUUUCGGUACCGGCCAUCAAGAGAAUAACAACAAUGUAGCGGCGGGUGAUAUGAACGAGGCCUUCUGGGCGCAGAGGGAACCGCAGCAAAGCGCGGAGCAGGAUACGGUCCUGCCCACGGGCGACUAUGAUGCAAACUUCUUCGACGAUGAAAUGCCGCUACCCGGCGGUGGCAUGCUAGAUGACGACGAUGACGAGUUUGCCGAUGCAAGGGAUCACUUUUCGCCGGGCGCCGACGUCCCCGUCACCCAGGACAUUGGCAUCACGGGUAUGUUGGACAACGGCAUGACGACAGGCGGGUUCGGAACACAACUAGUCACAUCGACACGAAGAUUACGACCCGAGUACGUGCAAUACGCGCGCGUGGCGAAGAAAGUGGACGUGCGUCGGUUGAAGGAGGAGCUCUGGAAGGGAAUAGGAUUCCCCGAAACUCCUGUCGACCCCGACCGUUCAAGACUUCCCACACCGCCGGAGAAGGUGAAAGAGGAGGAACCGACGCUCAAGUUCACGAACGUCAUGAACGACCUCCAGGCGGUGUACCCCAAGACCGUCAUGGACGACAUUUCCACGAGCUUCUGCUUCAUCUGUCUGCUGCACUUGGCUAACGAGAAGGGUCUCGUCAUCGAGAACACGCCUGAGUUGCUUGAGCUUGAGAUCCGCAAGGAUUGGACGGCUGAGGUUACUGGAGAGGUUUGAUUCUUUGGUAUUUCUACGUGGGUACUUACGUAGAUGGGGACUCGCUCAUCCAUUCGUUCGUUCGUUCGAUUAAAUCAACCAAUUACCUUGGUAAUUAUCCAAUAGCGGUACCAGUUUGAAAGAUCGGGAAGGGAAUAUGCACGUGAUAUGACGGUUAGGAUGGGAAGGCAAGCAAGCAAGCAAGCAACGUUUUGUGUGUGAUGAUGGGUCAUGCUUAUGAUGGCGGCUUCAGUGGUCGGCGCGCCACUUACUUUACUAUCGGGAUACGGGAUGACGAACAUGAGUUAUACGCGUACAUGGAUCGUCUAGGUACCUCUUAACCCGCAUACAUACCUACCGUUUCCAAUCGAAAUUUUUCUUUUUUCCCACAUCUUCGAUCCCGGGUUCGUGCCGUGCCGCAAGAGUUUGUGUAAUAAGCCAUAAGCCUCGUUGUAAUUACGAAAAAGAAAGAAAUGGACCGGUCAGAAUGGCGUCAAAAUAAAGCCGAUCGCCAACCAAUGAGCUCGCCAAGACCGACGAGGCGCAAAUCCUGCAUCGAUUGGGAUGGCUGCGGCGACUUAUGAUACAUUAGAUCGAGCGUCCUCACUGGACGAUCAUCCUAAGCCUCGCGGCUCCCGAUUCUUUUAUCUAAUUCGCGCAGCUAUUACAAUUGUCCGAAUAGCGAAGUGCAGUAGAUAGGUAGAUAGUACCUACCUAGGUAGGUAGAUACUAACCUAUGUAUAUUAAAACAAAG
Molecule: messenger RNA, 3320 nt
Organism: Annulohypoxylon maeteangense
Lineage: Eukaryota; Fungi; Ascomycota; Sordariomycetes; Xylariales; Hypoxylaceae
Product: barren
Exons: 4
Coding region: 74-2587 (837 amino acids)
Biological process (GO): mitotic chromosome condensation
Cellular component (GO): condensin complex
Molecular function (GO): chromatin binding
Source: RefSeq, a predicted model, not a curated record